UCCAUACCAAAUGACCGAUGGUUUUAAGUUUUUGCUGAUUCCUUUAGUCAGGGUUAGGGUCACUUUUGCCAGUUUAAAGUCAACCCAAAGAUAACACGGCUCUCUUCUGCCCCCAGGAGCUUCCACAAGCACAUUAUUUCCCUGAACAGAACGCUCCGACCUUUCAAAACACACCAACAGACCCGGCUCUCCCCCACCUCCAAGCUGAUUGGCUAGUGACUUUCCCAUGCUGUGGCAGCAGUAGGGAGAGAGAGCGCGGUGCCAUAUCACGAAGGACAGAGCGGAACAGAGCGAGAGAAGGAAAUAAAGCAAACACCUUCACGCUGAAGGACAAUAAAGGAGGAAGGAAAAAAACCUGCCCGCACCAUACUCUGCCUGUCUGAGAUUGUUGUUGUUGAGCAGGGGGAAGGAUCUCCACCAUGCUGCUGCUGACGCUGCGCUCAGCUCCGUUUUAAGGAUGCCCAGUUCCACCUGAGGUUCAUUUGAAAGGAUCCGUAGCCUACAGACGUUCCACAGUCCAGGGCGCUCCGGGAAUGCAGAACCUGCGACACGCUGCCACGGAGGCGUUCCAUCGCCUGGGUCUGAAACAGAGACAACUGGGAUAUGUGGAGCUGAGUGACCAGUCAGACUCGUCCUCCUCCAGGCCGCAGCCCCAUUGGUUCCACACGCUGCAGGUGCGCCGGCUGCGCGUCCAGAGGGGGCGGAGCAACAGCGACCCCCUGGGGCGGAGCAACAGCGAACCCCUGGGGGGGAAGAGCGUUGAGCAGGAGUUCCAAUGGAAGACAGGCCUGCAGUUUGGCACGGCCAACUCCUACCUGAACCUGGAGAAACUGGGAGAGGGGGCCUACGCCACAGUCUACAAGGGAAUCAGCCGGAUAAACGGCCACCUAGUGGCAUUAAAGGUGAUCCGCAUGAAGACAGAAGAGGGAGUGCCCUUCACAGCUAUCAGAGAAGCUUCCCUGCUGAAAGGGCUGAAGCACGCCAACAUUGUCCUCCUCCACGACAUCAUCCACACCCGAGAGUCCCUCACCUUCGUGUUUGAAUACGUGCAAACAGACCUGGCCCAGUACAUGACACAACAUCCUGGAGGACUUCACUCCUACAAUGUCAGGAUCUUCAUGUUCCAGUUGCUGAGGGGUCUCUCCUACAUCCAUAGCCGCAGAAUCCUCCACAGAGACCUGAAGCCCCAGAACCUGCUCAUCAGCUACCUGGGGGAACUCAAACUGGCUGACUUUGGGCUGGCCCGGUCCAAGUCCAUCCCCUGCCAGACCUACUCAUCAGAGGUGGUGACUCUGUGGUACCGGCCCCCUGAUGUUCUCCUCGGUUCUACGGACUACUCCACUGCUCUGGACAUCUGGGGAGCUGGGUGUGUCUUCAUCGAGAUGCUUCAGGGAAGUCCAGCUUUCCCAGGGGUGGCAGAUGUCUUCGAACAGCUGCAGAAGAUUUGGACCGUUCUGGGGUUGCCCAACGAGGUCUGCUGGCCUGGGGUCAGCGAGCUGCCCAACUUCAAACCAGAAUGGUUUCUUCCGUGUGAGCCACAGCAGUUCAGAAAUGUCUGGAAAAGGCUGUCUCAGCUGCCCUACAAGACGGAGGACCUGGCCCAGCGCAUGCUCAUGCUCCUACCACGAGACCGCACCAUGGCCCAGGAUGCAUUGCAGCACCCUUACUUCAACACCCUUCCGCCUCCCAUCAUGCAACUCAGGGACACUGUAUCGAUCUUCAAGGUCCCAGGAGUGAGGCUGGAAACAGAGGUGAGGGACAUCUUCAGUCCCAGUCGAAGGCUCAUGCCCUCCUUGGUGCCCCUGGCCAAGUGCUGGUGAUGCCCUCCCAGAGCCAGCUACCUAGCCACCCCCCCUGGCUUCCCGCCCUGGCCUCCCACCCCAGGCUUGGCACCAGCGAGGGUCCUCUCACACACCGCGACACCUCCAGCAACCACCACCCCAGCCCUGCUUCAGAGGGUGUGUGAAGAGGACGCCAAACCGACAGGUGUCAGUGUUCCCUGACAGCCUGUCAGAUCACGGCUGCUCAUGUUCAGGCAGUCCCAGGCCUACGGGUCUGUGAGGGGUUGAACAUCCAAACUCCCCGUCUAUCAAUUGUUAAAACUGUUAUCUCCGAACUUUCCAAGGUCACCAUCUACUCCCUCCCUCCCUCUUUACACUCACUAGUCUCAGUCAGGUACGCUUUCUCAUCCUCCUCUUCUUCCUCCUCCUCUUCUUCCUCCUCCUCUCUCUCUCCAUUCCCUCCUGCUCUGUGGCCUUCCUCUGUAAUAUAAACUUCACGUCUGUUAAAUAUUUUAUUUCAACAUACAUGUACAGUACAGUAUGCUUACCAUAUAAGUGAAUGUGGUCUGAAUCAGGAUUGUAGGAUAAUUGUUUUGCACAGUGUGUAGGUCUUCCUCUGCCUAGGUGACCGUUGUGUGAACACUGGGGUCUCAUCUUCUCUGAGACAGUUUGUCUUGUCCCAGGAGGCUCUCUCAGUAACUUCCUGAGAACAACAAACUCUUGGUGUGUCGUGAGCGAUGCCCAGACUUAAGCUUGCACCUCUGGGAGUAGAAAGAAAACCGUCUCGAACACACAUGUUGGAAGGGGGAGCAUGUUAGGUGGGACACACUGCAGGAAGCUGUCAGGUCCCAGCCUUCCUGGUGUUCACUUUGAGGAAACCCCUUGAUGUGACUUGACAUUUUUCUUUUGUUGUUCACCAGUCAGAUGUGUGUACAGUUUGCCCCUCAGUUCUCUCUGUCCCCAUGUGUUUUAGAUGUGUGCGUGUGUGAGUACGAAUAAAUUCAUGUUGCCGUAA
Messenger RNA from Hypomesus transpacificus, 2796 nucleotides. RefSeq names its product cyclin-dependent kinase 15 (gene cdk15). Lineage: Eukaryota; Metazoa; Chordata; Actinopteri; Osmeriformes; Osmeridae. Gene Ontology annotation, molecular function: cyclin binding; ATP binding; cyclin-dependent protein serine/threonine kinase activity. Gene Ontology annotation, cellular component: cytosol; nucleus; cytoplasm. The record is from RefSeq and is a predicted model, not a curated record. The transcript is spliced from 14 exons. Gene Ontology annotation, biological process: protein phosphorylation. The coding region runs from base 534 to 1820 and encodes 428 amino acids.